Messenger RNA from Melopsittacus undulatus (budgerigar), 4872 nucleotides. Its product is annotated as SET-binding protein-like. Gene Ontology annotation, biological process: regulation of DNA-templated transcription. Gene Ontology annotation, cellular component: nucleoplasm. The record is from RefSeq and is a predicted model, not a curated record. NCBI's taxonomy places the organism in Eukaryota, Metazoa, Chordata, Aves, Psittaciformes, Psittaculidae. Gene Ontology annotation, molecular function: DNA binding; histone H3K4 methyltransferase activity.
AUGACUGUGUUAAUGUUUAACUUGAGGGUGUUGCAGUAUUGCUACGGAGCCAGGGAGACUUUGGGCAGCUCCUGGCAAAGGGGAGGUGCAGCAGACUUUCUGCCAGCCGCUGUGGUCUCUGUGAAGCCUCCACCUACCGCCAGCUGUGUGGAGGAGAUGAUGCUGCCUGCGGUGGGCUCGGGGAAAGGCAUUCUGGUGAGCAGUGAGAGGCUGGAGCCCAAGGAAGAGGAUGGUUCUGGGAGAGAUAUGGAUUCCACUUCCAAUGCAGACAGUGAGAAAUGGGUGGUGGGAGAUGGCCUAGAGGAGCAGGAAUUUUCCAUCAAGGAAGCUAACUUCACAGAGGGGAGUUUAAAACUAAAGAUCCAGACCACUAAGAGAGCUAAGAAGCCCCCAAAGAACUUGGAGAAUUAUAUUUGCCCUCCUGAGAUCAAAAUCACCAUCAAGCAAUCUGGGGAGCAGAAGCUUUCCAGAGCUGGGGAAAAUAGCAAAACAGCUAAAGAGGAGGACAGAUCCCACUCAAGAAAGAAGAUCUGGGGAGUCUCUGGGACCUUCGCGCUGGCAAUCGGGAGUUUCCCUGAAAGGAACCACAGCUCCCCAGACCGACUCGGGACCUCGGGAAAAGUCAUUGGAGAUGCAAAACUGCUUAGGAGUUGUGGUUGCAGAAAAGGGAAAAAUGCUCAAGUGAAAAACUUGGAUCAGGUUUAUGACAGGCCACAAAAAUAUUCUGCUCUGCACUAUGAACUGGGCCUCCAAAAAAACUUCACCAGUGACACCUUAAAAUCAAAGCACCAGCAGAUAAGUAGCAACCAGCACCAUCUUGACUGGUUAGGGAGCUCCAAUUCUGCAUCUGCUUCUCAAAGUUUCUUCAACACAGAACCCAGUCAAGAAUCAGUUAGUGCCAUCAAGUUCUCCACCUCAGAGCCAGGAGUUUCCUUCAGCAAAUCCCAAGCAAAGAAGUCCUGCACCAGCAGCACAUGGGGGAAGCUGUCAGCCAGUAGUAAGGAGCUUGCUAUUUGCAGUGUAGUCCCAUCACUCAACAACAUCAGCAUGGCUGCCCAGCCAAGCAGCUCCUCCAAGUGCAAUUGGUUUUUGACUCUCAAUGAUCAAGAGGGAGGUGUGCAGCUGGAGGUCUCUGAUCAGCCCACUGGGAGUACAAAGUCCAGCAAAAAGGACUUGAUAAGUCAAACCGUUCAAACUGCAGACAAUGAAUGGGUGAAGAGUGCCCAGAAAGCAUUUGACAGCAAAUCCCAUGACAGCAUGGAAGGAAAAAAGGAGUCUUACUUGAUGGACAGAAUGUUAGAUACGUCACCCUCUAAGCAGAAUCCCACUUCUGCUAGCAGUUGUGAAAGUGACACCAGUCAUGUACAAAUUACUAUCCCAAUAAAGUCUUCAACAACAGGUACAUCUGUCCACAAAAGGAAAAAAAGGCAAUCCACAAAACCUUCCAAAGAGAAAACUAUCCAGGAGAAAAGCCUUCAUCCUGGACUUGCUGUGAUCAGUAAAGUAGCUAAUAAGAUUAGCUCUCAACCAGAGAGGAGUAAAAAAGAUCUUCGAGCCACAAAGCCAGGGAAAAUGAUUGAAAAUGAGCCCCCCUUAGUAGCUAUUGACAAUGGUGUGCUCACUGACAAAGCUUCCCCUAACAGUGCUAUCAGACUCAGAAAAUCUGUAGCUGUGACAUCCACUCUCCUACCCACCGAUCAUUCCACAUCUGACAAACUAUACGAGGUCCAGCACCCCAAACAUGCAGGUAAGCAGCAAUGGACCUGCAGCAAACCUAAAUCUAUCCUUCGAGAGACCUCCAUGAUGACAUGUGAGAAGCUGAUGGUGAAGCCUCCUUCAGCCUAUCCCAUCACGCCAUCCAGCCCUCUGUAUACCAAUACAGAUAGUCUUACUGUGAUAACACCUGUCAAGAAAAAAAGAGGACGACCAAAGAAACAGCCUUUGCUCACUGUUGAAACCAUUCAUGAGGGAACCUCCACCAGCCCAGUGAGUCCAAUCAAUUAUGAAUUUCCAGGAACAAAGAAAAGGAAGAGGAGACAGAAUCUGGCCAAAUUGGCCCAGAUGGUCCCGAGAGAGGACAAGUCCAUCAGUGAACUCAAGUUUCACAAAAAGGUUGGGAAGCUUGGGGUUUUGGAUAAGAAGACUAUCAAGACCAUUAAUAAAAUGAAGACCCUCAAGAGGAAGAAUAUUCUUAAUCAGAUCUUGUCCUCCUGCUCCAGCAGCAUAGCUCUGAAAGCAAAAGUCCAGCCACCAUCUAGUGUGGGGCCAACCACCAUUGAUGCCAGACUAGGGAAACAGAUCAAUGUCAGCAAGAGAGGGACUAUCUACAUUGGUAAAAAAAGAGGCAGAAAGCCAAGAGUAGAGCUUCAGCCUCAGCUAGAAGAACCUAAGACAGCCAUCAAGCACUCAAGGCCUGUUUCCAGCCAGCCAGAAAACCCAGCAGUACCUUUCAACCUGCAGUCACUUGUGGCAUCAUCACCAGCAGCUAUUCAUCAACUUUCGACACAGUUAGUUGGGACUAAUGGCAACCUUAGCCCUGCAAGCACUGGAACAAAUUUUUCAGAGUUAAAAACUAUGCCAAAUCUUCAACCUAUCAGUGCUUUUCCUACAAAAACCCAGAAAGGAAUGCAUAGUGGAAUUUGGAAGCUGUCUCCACCUAGGUUAAUGGCAAAUUCACCUUCCCACCUCUGUGAAAUAGGUUCUCUGAAAGAAGUCACGCUGUCACCAGUGAGUGAAUCUCACAGUGAAGAAACCAUACCAAGUGACAGUGGGAUAGGUACAGACAACAACAGCACUUCUGAUCAAGCUGAGAAAAGCUCAGAAUCCUGCCAGAGAUGCUCCUUUGAUUUCUGCACCCUGGACAACCCAGAGGCUAUCCCAUCUGACACAAGCACAAAGAACAGGCAUGGUCACCGGCGGAAACAUCUGAUUAUGGAUAACUUUCUUUCUUAUGAGAGUAUUAAAAAGCCAAAACACAAGAGGAAAAGGAAAAGCCUGCAGAACAGAGAUGACCUCCAGUUUCUGGCAGACCUUGAGGAACUCAUCAAUAAGUUUCAAGUGUUCAGGAUUUCCCACAGAAGUUACACAUUUUAUCAUGAAAAUCCAUAUCCCAACAUCUUCAGGAUUAAUUUUGAUCACUACUACCCUGUGCCAUAUAUCCAGUAUGACCCAUUGCUCUAUCUUCACAGGACCUCUGACAUGAAGUCUAAGAAGAAAUGUGGUAGACCUGCUAAAACCAAUGACACCACGACAAAGGUGCCUUUUUUACAAGGGUUUGGUUACCCUAUUCCCAGUGGGAGUUACUAUGCACCCUAUGGAAUGCCUUACACAUCAAUGCUUAUGAUGAAUCUUGGUUACUAUGGUCAGCAUCCAGCUCCUUUUUACCUGUCUCACACGCUUGGAGAGGCUCCCCCAUUUAUGAGACCGACCAUGCCCCCACCCCAAUUCCAUGCAAGCUCUCAUAUGAAGAUGUCCACCACUGCCAAGCAUAAUGCAAAACAUGGAGUGCACCUACAAACACCUGCAGGAGUGGGCUUUGGAGACAUGCAGUCCUCUUUGGCUCCUCCAGAGGUUGGAGAAACAAGCCUUUCAAGUGGCCGACUUCACAAAAGGAAACACAGACAUAAGCACAAGCAUAAGGAUGAGCAAAUACUGGGGACAGAUGAAGAUCUGAGUGGUCUCUUUGCUAGCAAGUCCAGUGGCUUCUCCAGUCAUGUGAUCAACAAAAGGCUAAGCAGCUCAGAUAAAGACCUCUCCUUGCUCAAUGAGAAAAGCAAGCAUAAGAAGCAGAAGCACCAGCAUUGUGAAAACAGACACAAAGGUUCAAAGAGUAACUUUGAAGUGCAUAGGCUGCCUACAUUAUCACUUUUUCAUGCCCAGCAGUUGACACAGAGUAAAGAUAAAAGUGACUCAAGCAAUGAUCCUGUUGACUCUUGCACAAAGAGAUACACUGGUAAUACUGAGAGUAAUGGAAGGUCAGAGUCCUUGGACAUGUUUGGUGAAAUUAAUUCCUCAAGUGAGAAGUGGGACAAUGAUGCAAGUGAGAAUAAAAAAAGAAACUUUGAAGGGUUUGGAACUUACAGGGAAAAGGACAUUCAACCCUUCAGGGUAAACAGGAAGGACAGAAGUACUAGUACUUAUGAUUCUUCAGCCUCUUCAGGAAUUGCAGGUUCCCUCUUAAAAGGGGACCAGACUUCACUUCAUGGCAAAAUGGAAAGUUCUGCCUGUAACAUGGCGACCAGAAGAAUACCAGCAGCUGUUGACAAUGUUGCAAUGCCGACUCCAGUUUUUUCUCUCAUACCUUCAUCAUCAGCAACAUCUGAAGCAGCCAGCUCACCACUUAAAAAAAGUUUCAAGAGCUGCAAAAAUGAAGCAAUCCAGUGUGAGGUGCACAAGAUGUGCAACUACACAAAGAUCCUGUCCACAAAGAAGAACCUGGAUCAUGUGAACAAGAUCCUGAGAGCCAAGUGGCUACAGAGACAAUCAAAGACCGGCAAUAACUUCACCAAGAAGCAGAGGGGGCAUCCUCAGAAGCAACCCCUUUCCUUUGACAAAGACUCCAGAGAACAAAUACCCAUUCUGGAAAAAUGCAUAGACCUUCCCAGCAAAAGAGGUCAGAAAUCGACAUUCAAUUCUUUGAUGUUAGAGCAAUCAGCCACUUGAGAUACAAUCAUGGCCACGAUUGAGGCUGUCAUACACAUGGCUCAAGAGAUGCCACCCCCACUAUCUCCUCUCCCUUCUCCCUCUCCUUUGCCCCCUUUUCUUCUGCCCCAGACGAAAAGGAAAAGCAAGUCCCUGCAGGUGGAAGAGGAAAACGUGAAAGUGAAGUGGCACCAGAAAAUUAGACAGAGUGAAAGCAAAGGCUUUCCCUAA